AUGCAGUAUCAAAAGAAGAUAGAAGGGUUGACAAGCUCCCCUCUCCACACCCCGCCAGACCCUCUCAGAUCGCUCUGCACUCCGCUUAUCUGCGUCCACCAUUGCUACCGUCCGGUAGACAGCAAAGGCUUUGAUGAAUACAUGAAGGAAAUAGGAGUGGGCAUGGCUCUGCGAAAAAUGGGUGCAAUGGUCAAACCUGAUUGUAUCAUCACUACUGAUGGCAAAACACUAAGGAUCAAAACUGAAAGCACUUUGAAAACAACACAGUUUUCUUGUAACCUGGGAGAAAAGUUUAAAGAAACUACAGCUGAUGGCAGAAAAACUCAGACUUUCUACAACUUUACAGACGGUGCUUUGUUUCAACAACAGAAGUGGGAUGGGAAGGAGAGCACGAUAACACGAAAACUGGAAAAUGGGAAAUUAAUUGUGGAAUGUGUUAUGAACAAUGUCACCUGUUAUCGGACCUAUGAAAAAGUAGAAUAA
Molecule: messenger RNA, 483 nt
Organism: Chrysochloris asiatica (Cape golden mole)
Lineage: Eukaryota; Metazoa; Chordata; Mammalia; Afrosoricida; Chrysochloridae
Product: fatty acid-binding protein, epidermal-like
Exons: 2
Coding region: 1-483 (160 amino acids)
Biological process (GO): fatty acid transport
Cellular component (GO): cytosol; nucleus
Molecular function (GO): fatty acid binding
Source: RefSeq, a predicted model, not a curated record